CCGCCGGUGCGGCUGAUUUCGGUCACACACACACCGACCGGUCUGGGUCUAAGCUGCUGGUGACGGAAUUGCCGCGAAAGAAACGUAAGAUGAGUUCAAAACAAAAGAGAGGUUUCCGAGACUCGAUUGAUGAUGUGCUGGGUGACCUUCUCGGUGAAGAUGACGACUCGCCCACGAAGCCUGGUUACACAGCUCCACGAGCCGGCAGCGGCCCCGGGAGGCCGGCCAGGCCACCGCGAACCGGCAAAAGGUCAUUGUUGGAUGAUGAUUUCUUCAGUAAUUUGGCACAGGAGGCUGACCAGGACAAUGAGGAGUCGGAAGUGUCCGAAGCUGACCCUCAGGCUUUGUUGGACAGUAUGAAGGACAUCGAGGACAUGGACGCCGAUCUCUUCAGCAAAGGGAAGAAAGCCAGUCCGUCCCCGAGCCAGACAGCAGUCACAGCAUCCUCCAAACCACCAUCACCCCAGAGCAGAGCAGCCAAAGAUGUUCCUGGUCAGGAUGAGAAGCCAGUCGCUUCCUCUGGGCGUCCAUACAAGAAAUUCACCUUCAACGACAUGGAUGACCCGCUGGCCGGCAUUCUAUCCGAUGAGGAAAGCGAACCGAAUAAGCCGGCGAUUCCCGGGAAGCAACGGAGCGUUCGCAGUGCGGAGCUGGAUGUGACGAAGAAAGAGGAGAAAGUGUCCUCCAGCCCAGCCUCCGCUCCGCCCACGUCCACCCCUCACAGGAAAGAGGAGCUGACCUUCGAUGAUGGCGAUGACCUCAUGGACGCACUCGGGUUCGGCGAUGGCCUCAAAGCCAACAAGGAAAUGGCGAAGAGAGGCGAGGAAGAGGGACUGCGUCCUGCCCGAUCCAAGCUGGAUGAAUUACUGGGGAGAGGGACAGCUAGCAAGCUCCUGGAGCGUCCCCCGACUGCCGAGCAGAAGGAGUUUAAAUUGGAUCCAAAAUACAAGAAAACACAAGAAGAGAAGGAGGAGUUGUUGGACGACUUCACCUUUGGCUCUUACCAGCCCACAGUGGCCACUACCCCAGAGGGCCGGCAAUCCCGACGGCAAUCGGUCAGGUUCAGCCCGGUUGACGAGGGAGACUCCUUUCCGGAUCAGAAGCUGAAAUCAUCUGCUCCGUCCCCGCCCACUCCCACACGGCUCCGCAGCAGUAAGAGUGCGGGGGACUGGCUGGGCCUGAAGGACGAGGAGCCCCUCGACCUGGGGCCACAGAGAGGAACUCCCUUAAACAGGGCCGAGUCAGACCCUGCCCUGCCAGCUCCUGCCGCCCCCAGCCAGCCUCCCCACACAGACCGGCCAGUCUCCGCGGCUAAACCCAGCGUUGAGCUCCAACGGGGGUCCACACCGUCCACACCAUCUGCACCGGGGGGAAGAGAAGCUGAUUGGCUGGCGGGGGCUCUGGCCCGCAAGAAGGCUCAGGCCGGGGAUUCAUCGCUCGCGGGGCUGGGGGAUGGAGCUCGCGUCCAACCAUCUUCACGGGCGAGGGCCUCGCUCGGUGUUCGUGGCCGGCCGCCUGCUGAAGCCCCCUCGGAGGCAGCGAGCGAGAGGAGACCCGGGGAAGCCAGAGACACUGACAGCUCCUCGUUUCCCUGGGAACCUCCGCAUGGGCAGCCCACGGCUCUGCCUGCGACUGACACCCGGGCGGGUGUGAAGGCCUCAGAGACUCUGAGCCUGCAGAACCAGCUGAGGAUCAUGGAGGCCGAGCAGCAGAUGAGCCUCCAGAGAGCUGAGGCCACCAUCGUCGAGCUCCAGAGUCAGGUGCGGAAGCUGGAGCUGGAGCGAGAGCAGCAGGGAGUCCUGAUGGAGAGUCUCCAACAGCGACACGAGGAGGACAGCCAGCUGCUCGAGGACGCUCACAGGAAGCGGCUGAAGGUGCUGGAGGAGCUGUGGCAGGGGCGGGAGGCCAGGCUACAGGAGGAGAACCAGGAGCUGGCCAACCGGCACGUGACCCGACAACACAGCCUGGAUCAGGAGAGAUCCCAACUGAUCGCUCAGCACCAGCGCAGGCUCACAGAGUCUGAUCAGGAGAAAGCCAGGGAGAUGGAGAGGAUCAGGGAGCUCCAGCGGCAGUCGAUCGUUGAAAUGCGGAGAGACCACGAGGAGCAGCUGGAGCGCGUGAGGCUUCUGAAGGAGCAGGAGAUCGACGCGGUGACCAGUGCCACCUCUCACACCAGGUCUCUCAAUGGUGUGAUCGAGCAGAUGGAAGCCUUCUCCAGGAAGAUGAACGACCUCUCCUGCAAAGUGGAGAGCACUCAUCACAACACCUCACAGGAGAUCGAGUUCAACUCACGGCAGAGAGAAGCACAGCAUCGAGCCCAGCAGGAGCGGCUACAGGCUCAGCAGAGAGACUUGGAGGAGGAGCGAGUGCGUCUGCAGGAGGUCAUCACCAAGAUGGAGAUCAGGCUGAACGAACAGACGCGGCUUCUUGAGAAGGAGCGCUGGAGAGCAGUGGCAGAGCAAACCAAGGUGGAGUCUGUGCAGAGAUCGCUGGCCGAGGAGAGAAGGAUUAUGAGCCAGCACUUUGCCAUUGAAAGAGAGGAGCUGGAGAGGGCAAAGAAUGCCUUGCUGGAGGAGCAGCAGUCUGUGAUGCAGCGCUGUGCGGAGGAGCGGCGCAAGCUGGCCAGCGAGUGGGCAGAGUAUCACACGCAGCACAAGCUGAGGCAGGAGCGCGUGGAGCAGGACUCCCGCCGGGCACUACAGCUCAGCGCGCAGCAGGAAGGCGCCAUCUUCGGCCUGGCUAAGGAACAGGCUGAGAUGAAGCUAAAAGCCUCUGAAAUCAAAUCCAAAGAGGAGCAGCUCGCCAGAGAGCGAGAGGCAGUGGAGAGCGAGAGGCGUGAGCUGGAGAAAGAGAAGGAAAGGGUUAAUGACAUGGCAGUCCGCAUCCGGCAGAAAGCUGAAGAGAUAGAGGGUAUGAGCAAGAUUGCCUCUCAGAAGUAUGAGGAAGGGGAACGGGCGCUGCUACAGGCUAAACAGGUGGAGGGUGAGCACCAGACCCGACUGCAGGCCAUUCAGCAAAAGAUGGAGAGACUCCAGCAGCAGGAGGAACAGCUACUACAGCAGCGACUGAACCUAACCCAGCACCAGCGACGGCCAGGGCCGGCCGGCAUCGACACGCGGAUUCCCAGCGCCUCCCUGGGGCCAGCGGGCAGUGCUCAGCCACUGGCCAGCCUUCCCUAUUUUACCCCGGGACUCGGGAACAAUCUGUUUGGAAUGCCUGGGAAUUCUCGAGAAGAUGGGAGUCUUCAACCGGUCGUGGGAGCUGGGCCUUCGGAGCUGGAGGCCAAACUCGCUCUUUUCAAGCACACGGCUGCGAAGGACCAGGAUUUCCUUGAAGAUGAACAGUUAUUUCUGGCGACAUUAAAGCAAGCUCCGUACAAUACGCCGUCCCAACUGGCAUGAAAUCAGACGUGACCAGCACCUUUGUCCUUUCUGACCCUCCGGGAGGACCGCUCAAGUUGCUAUAAAUUCUUUGCAUACAAUCAAUGCUGUGAUAAUUGUACAGUCCUUUAUUUUGAAAACACUGCAAUGUAUAAACUGUAUUUUUUUUCCAUUUAUAAACCUUUUUGUAGACAACG
Messenger RNA from Callorhinchus milii (elephant shark), 3577 nucleotides. Its product is annotated as fas-binding factor 1 homolog. The coding region runs from base 90 to 3401 and encodes 1103 amino acids. NCBI's taxonomy places the organism in Eukaryota, Metazoa, Chordata, Chondrichthyes, Chimaeriformes, Callorhinchidae. Gene Ontology annotation, biological process: cilium assembly; establishment of epithelial cell polarity. The record is from RefSeq and is a predicted model, not a curated record. The transcript has 27 exons. Gene Ontology annotation, cellular component: ciliary transition fiber; ciliary basal body; centriole.